CACUUGUCCUUCACUCGUUUUUUACAUUUUUUUUUCCUUUUCUCUGUCUCUUUCUUUCUGUUUCACCUGCUCUUGCAAACUUCGUUUUUUACGAACCCCUCGAUUCACCGGAACCCUAACUCGAUCCGCCGGAGAAAUCAAUGUUCCGCUGUUGGUUAGGUGUGGUUGAAGAAGUCGUGGUGUUAUGAAGCAGUAGAUGAUAUUACGUUUUGGGGAGGAGUUGAGAUCAAACUGACUGGAUUUCGUCACCGGAUGGAGGGAGGGAUAUACUCAUGGAUUGUGAUGACAAUGAUUUCCAAGGCCCGAAUCUUCAGUUAGCUGGUGAAGGAAGUAAUAAGUUUCCACCUGUUUUACGGCCUUAUGCCCUUUCAAAAUUUGAUUUUGAAGACACCCUCCCUGGGCAUCUAAGAUUUGAUAGCUUGGUUGAAGGUGAAGAUUUUCUUGGCAUUGAGAGUACCGAAGAUAACCAGUGGAUUGAGGACUAUUCUCGGGCGAGUAGUGGGAUAGGGUUUAAUACAAGUGCAGCAGAAUCUUGUUCAAUUCCAAGGCAAGACAAUGUUUGGUCUGAGGCCACUUCCUCAGAGUCAGUUGAAAUGCUAUUAAAAUCUGUCGGGCAGGACAACAUUGUUCCUGGUCAGACUGUCACUAGGGAAUCAGAUGCUUGUGAUGAACUGGGUUGCAUAAUAAAGCAGAUGGAGCCUACUUCGAAGCAUGAUGAUGGUAGUUUUUCUAAAGUGGAGGAUGUAGCAGGUUUAAAUCCUACAUUACGGCCAGCUGAGAUUCCAGAAGCAAGUUCUGAGUUUAAGAAUGAUUUAGGGCCAGAGAAGCCUCUGGUUCAAGAUGCAUCAAAAACUGAGGCAGGUGAUUCUGUUGAUGGAGAUUUGCAUAGUCCAAGUACUGGCAGUGAAAAUGCCAACAUAGCUGUGACUAAGGGGAGUGAGCCUGUGGUUGAAAGACUGGUUGCAAUUCAUCAAAAGGAAGUAAGUACUUCCACUGAUGAUUCACUGGAUGUCAGCAAAAAGGGAGAUAGUUUUGCGUCAUCACUAGUUGUUACUGCUGUUUCCUCCCUGCAAAAUACCAGUACGGGUAGUGUUGUGUUAGAUAAUCUAGAUGGCAUGUCUCUGAAAAAAGAUGUUGGUGACAAAGAGACAGAUAGUUUGGAGAAGGAUUGUGAGAUUGAUCAUCAUAAUUUGGAUGAACAUCCAGUUCCAACAGGUACUUCUCAUGUAGAUAGCAGUUCAGCCUCUGAGAGGGAAUUGAAGGAAGAUGGAAAUAUGAUUAAAACUAGUGCUAUUUCUGAUCCUUCUACAGUAGUCGCAAAAGAGGAUUUUGCCUUCCAUAUGGUGGAAGGAUGCAGUGAGGCUGUACAUCCGGGGAUUCCUGCCCAGGCCACUCAAUCUGAUGACCUUGUAUUGUCUAAAGAUUCAUUUGUGGGUGAUCCCUCCUUAGGAAAUCUACAUGAUACACCACCAUUGCCCCUUGAUAGUAUUACUGGCCUAAUGGAACAGGAUGGUGGGGCCAGCAACAAUAACACUGAAAUCUGUACCAGUUUAGAGUCCAAUAUGGAUUCAAAGGUGCAAAUUGCAUGUAAUCAGAGCACUAUUCAGGAGGAGCAAUUUUUAGAAAGUAGUGGCCAACUUGGUACAAAAAGCUUAACCGGUAAGUCUGAGGAAUCUUUGUUGUCCCUUGAAGAUGAUAAACUUUCUAAAGGCGAAUGCGAUGGAAGCAGCAAGAGUUACGUGGGGGAUAUUUAUAGUUUGAAUGUCGUCUGUUCUUCAGAUAAAUUGACCAUGAAUCAAACAAUUACAACUUUUGAAGGAGUUCAUAAUACUUCAGAAGUCUAUGGAGCAGAUUCUGCAAAAAUAUGCAAGGAAAAUAUAAUAUGUAGUAAUAGUGAUCCCUAUAAAUGCGACCGGAGAGCUUAUGCUCAUGAAAAACAGAGCACUGAGUUGCCAAAUGACUGUAGUAAUACUGAAUGUGGAGAUGGUAGAUCUCUGGUUGUAGAUAAGGAGGUCUGCUCCCCAUCUUCUGUUGGGGAUAAAACACUAGUUUCAAAAUUACAGUGUAAUGCUGUUGCUGGCAAUGAUUCAGACUGCGUCCCAUUGCCUUCUGCAAAGGGUAUUCUCACAAGUGAAGUUGAUAAGCAGGAGGUUCAAGUGUCUCUCAUGCCUUUGGUGCAGGCUCCUGCUGACAAGGAGGAAGGAUCAUUGAACCCAACAAUUAUGUUCAAAGCAAGUUUAUCAAAUCCCAAGGUAUCUCCUGAAGGGAGAACUGAGUCACGUCUAGUUUCGAAAUCUGGAGAAGGAGCUCCUUGUGGUGCUGGUGCUGGUGCUGAGUUCUCCUGCAAGGCUGUUGAUAAGUCCUUACGAAUGGUAGAUGCCUCCGAUUCUACAAGCCAAAUUGACCAACAGGCAGCUCUGCUUCCUGCGGCUACUCAGGAGUGCAGCAAGGAAACAAAAACUUCUACAAUUUUCUCUGAUACAACAGUGAAGGAGAGUGGUAGAGAUGAAGCAAAAGUUAUCUCUAAAAAGCAAGAGGAAGGAAACAAUGAAGAAAAUCAUGGAAGUGCUUCUUCAAAAGUUACAGAUUCUGAACUUCCACAGAGGAAUGAAGAGAUGUUCAACAAUCAAGUGCCUUCAUCUAACAAUACUGAACAAGAUGGUAGGAAAGAUAAGGAGACUGCAUCAACUUCUGGAGAUAAGAACAGUGGACAGAUUGCCACUCCAAGCACUGAUAUGGAAAGCGGAUGUAGUUCUCCAAUUGUCAUCAGAACUUCUGAGCCUUCUCAGAGUGAAGCUGAAAAGGAGAGAGUCAAAGGAUCCACAGACCAGAAUGGUGUUGCAUCAGGAGUUGAUGAUGGGGUUUCUAAGGAUCCAAAAGGAAAUGCUAAUGAUAUAUCUGCAGGUGAUAGAAGUUUCACCUUUGAGGUCCCUCCAUUGGCAGAAUUGUCUGAAAAAGAAACUGGCAAGAAUUGGCAACCCUUUCCUUCCAUGCAACAGGGCAAAGCACCUUUGCAGAGUAUGGGGGGAUCUCCUUCAACUUCUAGCUUAAGCCAAGUGGAUAUCAAAACUUCCGAAGAUGCAUCUCAUGGAAAUCUUAAGGCAUCUGAGAAGAACAUUGGACGAGGUGGCUCCAAAGGUUCUUCUGAACGUAAACCCAGGAGAGUAUCUAGUAAAGGCACAGGAAGAGAAGCUGCUAAAAGGGGAAACCCUGUUAAGGAAAUAACACCUCCAAGGCAAUCUGUUCGACGCGAUAGAGCAGGCAAUGCAUCCCUGAGUUCAUCUGGAAUUUCACAGCUUGUGCAUUCCAAUGAGAUUUCACACUAUGGACGCGUUGAAGGCAGUAGUAUGAAACCAUUUGGUGUUUUUCCUUCUCUGUCGAGUCUGCCUGAUCUAAAUACUGCAGCUUCUUCAGCUGCAAUGUUUCAUCAGCCUUUUACAGAUCUGCAACAAGUCCAAUUACGUGCUCAAAUAUUUGUUUAUGGAGCUCUUAUUCAAGGAAUAGCACCUGAUGAGGCAUACAUGAUAUCAGCAUUUGGGGGAGCUGAUGGAGGAAAGAGCUUAUGGGAGAAGAACUGGCGUGCAUGUAUAGAGAGAUUGCAUGGUCAAAAAUCUCAUCCCAUUAAUCCAGAAACUCCUCUGCAAUCACACUUAGCUGCCAAAACUGAUCAAGCGAUGAAACAAAAUGCACUUCAGAAUAAGGUUACCUCCUCACCUGCUAGUCGAGCAACCAGCAAAGCUACCCCAACAACAAUUGUAAACCCCAUCAUACCCCUUUCAUCACCAUUAUGGAAUGUUCCAACCCCUUCUGGUGAUGCUCUUCAUCCUGCUGGCAUGCCAAGGGGUGCAGUUAUGGAUUAUCAGCCGGCACUUUCCCCAUUGCAUCCUCAUCAAACUCCUCCCAUCAGAAAUUUUGUCAAUGCUCCUUGGGUUUCCCAGUCCCCUUUUCGUGCCCCCUGGGUUUCACAGACCAAUGCAUUGGACGCUAGUGCUCGUCUUCCUUUUCUGCCUGUCACAGAACCAGUGAACUUGACACCUGCAAGAGAAUCACUGGGACCUCUUUCUUCUGGGGCAAAGCAGGCUUCUCCAGUUCCUGUGGUUCAGAGUGGUAGUCCUGCUAACGUUUUGGCAGGGACUCCUCUACCUGACCCUAAGAAGGCAGUAGUAGCCCCUGGUCAGCGCUCUUCCGAACCUAAGUCUAGGAAAAGAAAGAAGGUACCUGUUCAUGAGGAUCCUGGACAUGUUAUCUUAAAGUCACAUUCUCAAACAGCAACUCACUCUGCACCUGUUUCAACUAGUAGUGUUAGUCAAGUUGUUUCCAUCAUUGCUCCCAAUACCAUUGUGUCCAAAUCCACUGAAAAAUUCAUUAUGCCUGUAGCUCCUAUAAUUACUCCAGUUCACCUGCAAAAUGUUGACCGGGAUGCAGGCCAGAAAGCGACUUUGUCUGAGGAGACCCAUGGUAAACUACAGGAGUCUCAGAUACAGGCAAUGGAUGCUGCUGCUAUUGCUGCUGCUGCUGUUAGUCAUGGUCGAGAAAUAUGGAAUGAGUUGAGCAAGCACAGAAAUUCAGGAUUGGCCAAUGAUGUUGAGACUCAAUUAACAUCUGCUGCUGUUGCAAUAGCCGCAGCAGCUACUGUUGCAAAGGCAGCAGCUGCAGCUGCCAAUGUUGCAUCAAAUGCUGCCUUGCAAGCAAAAUUGAUGGCUGAUGAAGCAUUGGUUUCAAUUGGUAGCAGAAAUUAUGUUCAAACUAAUGCAAUCUCUUGUGAUGGUGUGAAAAAUAUGGGCCAGCCUACACCUGCAUCCAUCUUGAAGGGUGAAGAUGCAACAAAUAGUUCUAAUUCUAUUAUUAUUGCUGCAAAAGAGGCUGCUAGGAGGAGGGUAGAAGCUGCUUCAGCUGCCUCGAAGCAUGCUGAAAAUGUGGCUGCUAUUGUCAAAGCUGCAGAGCUGGCAGCUGAAGCUGUGUCACAAGCUGGAACAAUUGUUGCUAUGGGUGGACCUUUCUCCUUGAGUGAGUUGGUAGAAGGUGGUCCAGAAGCUUAUUGGAGAGUACAAAAAGUAUCUUCUGAACAAGUCAUGAAGUUAAAUGACAUGAACAGGGAGCAGUUGGGCAGAGGUGGCCAUGAAGAAGGUCAAGGUGCAUCUGCUGCACAUUCAAAGGAGAUUUCAUUGGAGAAGGAAACUCAGAGUGCUAACCAUGGUCCUUCAACAAGUGGGAAGAAUAAAAAAGGACAAAAGGGCCGUAUAGCUCCAGAUUUAGCUAAAACCACAGAGGCAGUUCCUGAAACCAAGAAUGACUUAAGAUUAUCAUCGAUCACCACUCAUGAGAAGGAAGUGGAAGCUAUAAAAGAAAUGAACAUUGGGGAGGGUUCUCUUGUAGAGGUAUUACGAGUUGGAGGUGGAUCAAAAGGGGCCUGGUUCUUGGCAAAUGUUCUUAGUUUGAGGGAUGGAAAAGCAUGUGUGUGUUACCAAGAACUUCAAUCAGAAGAGGAUGGAGAUAAACUACAGGAAUGGGUGGAACUUAAAGCAGAGGGAGAAAAGGCUCCCAGAAUACGUAUUGCUCGUCCUAUUACUGCUAGGCCAUUUGAAGGCACAAGGAAGAGACGUAGAGCAGCCAUGGGGGACUAUAAUUGGGCUAUUGGAGAUAGCGUUGAUGCAUGGAUGCAAGAUAGCUGGUGGGAAGGUGUUAUCACUGAAAAGAACAAGAAAGAUGAGACGUCUUUAACUAUCCACUUUCCUGCCCAAGGAGAAACUUCUGUUGUCAAAGCCUGGCAUCUUCGUCCUUCUUUGAUGUGGAAGGAUGGUAGUUGGGUUGAAUGUUCUAUUUCUGGGGAUAGCAGUUUCUCUACCCACGAGGGUGAUACUCCACAGGAAAAGAGACCAAGGUUACGUAGUCCACCUGUUGAAGCAAAAGGGAAACAUAAGGUUUCAAAAGGUUCUGACGUUAUGGACUCUGAGAAACCUGAUGAUACAAAGUUGCUGGAUCUAACUACAAGUGAAAGGAUAUUUAAUAUUGGUAAGAACACCAGAAAUGAUAGUAAACCUGAUUCGCUCAGAAUGAUACGUACUGGUUUGCAAAAGGAAGGAUCUAGAGUGGUUUUUGGCAUUCCUAAACCAGGAAAGAAGAGGAAAUUUAUGGAAGUAAGCAAACAUUAUGUUUCAGAUCAGAGCAAAAGGAAUCUUGAAACCAAUGACUCAGUGAAGUUUCAAAAAUACUUGAUGCCUCAAGGAGCAGGAAAUCGUGCAGCAAGAGGCAAUCCUGAAAGUGAACCAAAGGAAAAGCAAAUGGCUGUAUCCAAGCCCAGGGCUCUCAAGUCUGGAAAACCCCCAAGUGUUUCUAGCAGAACCACAUCUAAGAAGGACAACUUCUCAAAUGCAUCCAUUUCCGAAACGGAUGAUGAUGAUGCCACAGAUGUGUCAAAAUCCAAGGAUUCUGCUAGUCAUGAUGAGAAUGCAUCUGGAAAGCAUAACAUGGAGUUUAGAUCGUUUUCAAGUUCUGAGGGAGCAGCAGAGGGUCCAAUUUUGUUUUCUUCAGCUGGUCUUUCAUCAGAUGCUACAGCCUCAAAGAAAACAUCAACAUCAAAUGCCAAAUCUGAAAGGAUGAGUAAAGGGAAACUUGCACCUGCUGCUAGAAAGUUGGUUAAAAUUGAUGAGGACAAAGUUUCCAACGGUAAUUCUACAAAACCAACUUCUGAUGUGCUUGAGCCUCGCAGAUCUAAUCGCAGGAUUCAGCCAACAUCACGGCUAUUAGAAGGGCUGCAGAGUUCGAUGAUCAUCUCAAAAAUUCCUUCAGUUUCACUUAAUAAAGGUCACAGAAGUCAAGGCAGGAGUGCUAGAAGGGAAUAACCAUGGAUGGUAUGAGCUCUUGUGCAACUACAGGGAUCCAGUCCAGAGAAACUCAGUGGGUACUGGAUGACCAAUAUAGCAUUUUGUGUAUAUUUCUUUCAUGAUAGAGGGAAAAAAAAACUAGGGAUGGAAAUUGUUUGCUUGGGUUUAACUUCAAGAUAUCUAGUAGUAGAUGUUUAUACUCUGAUUUUUAGUUCUUCACAAUUAUAAUCUGAUCUCUUUAGGACCUUUCGUACUAGGUUGUAUAUGGAAUACUUCCAUGUAGUUUGGCUGGUUGGGUUGAAUACUGCAGAGAAGCAUUAAUUUAUCAUCAAUAUAUUUCCUGACUCUGAACAAUCCAAGAAUAAAUUCUGCCUGCUAUU
Messenger RNA from Rubroshorea leprosula, 7204 nucleotides. NCBI's taxonomy places the organism in Eukaryota, Viridiplantae, Streptophyta, Magnoliopsida, Malvales, Dipterocarpaceae. The record is from the annotation of a GenBank genome assembly.